This is a messenger RNA of Anastrepha obliqua, 1869 nucleotides long. Its product is annotated as UDP-glucosyltransferase 2-like. Gene Ontology annotation, molecular function: UDP-glycosyltransferase activity. Lineage: Eukaryota; Metazoa; Arthropoda; Insecta; Diptera; Tephritidae. Bases 230 to 1792 code for a protein of 520 amino acids. The transcript is spliced from 3 exons. The record is from RefSeq and is a predicted model, not a curated record.
UCGAGUGUCACUACACAACGUCCACCAGUCUGUCGCACAACGUUCAAUUAGAAAUGUCGCUAAUAUUUGCGAAAUAGUGUGAUUAUUUUUAAUUAAACAAAAAAUUGCAAGCUUCACUGCAAUUAAGUUAAUUAUUAGAAAAUAUAAUUUUAAAUUAUUGUGCAUUGAACAAUAAAUAUAUUUACUGUGUGCUAAUUUUGAGGUUUUUACCACAAAAAGUGUGCGAAUUAUGCGUUUACUCACGGCAAUUCUUCUGGCUGUAGCUGCUUUGCUUGGCUCCAAUGUAGAGGCAUAUCGCUUCUUAGGCAUACUUCAUACCGCGGCCAGAUCGCAUUACAUUGUUGGUUCAAAAUUAAUGAAGGAGCUGGCACGCAGAGGUCACGAUGUCACUGUCAUUUCACCAUUUCCCCUGAAAGAACCGUUGAAGAAUUUUCACGAUAUUGAAACACCAACGAUCAAGGCAGCCAUGGACAAUGCUGCAUCAAACCUUUUGGACACCAUCAAAAACAGUGUUCUUGAAAAUGUGAAGAACUACCACGAAAUGGGUAUAAAUAUUUCACGCACAUUUCUUCAAGAACGCAGCGUUCAAGAGCUCAUGGCCAGUAAUCAAACCUUCGAUGCCGUUAUUUGUGAAGUUUUUCUCUCGGAAUCGAUCUUCGGUCUGAGUGAACAUUUCAAUGCACCACUAAUAGGCUUGAGCCCAUUCGGAGCACAUCCCUGGAAUACGGAUAUGGUCGGCUCACCUUCCCCACUUUCGUACGUUCCAAGCGUAUUACUGCCAUUCAACGAUAAUAUGACUCUGUUGCAACGCCUUGCAAAUUUGGGGUAUAAUACAUUCGAGCGUUUACUGCUCGAUCUGUACUAUUUACCUAAACAAGAAGCUUUGUACAAGCAAUUCUUUCCCAACAACAAGCGCGACAUGUACGAAGUGCGACGCAAUGCCGCUUUGGUGCUGCUCAACCAACACGUCUCGCUCAGCUACUCUCGACCCUAUGUACAUAAUCAGAUCGAAGUUGGAGGCAUGCAUAUCAAUCGCAAACGCUCACCAUUGCCAGCUGACUUGGAACAUUUCAUUAGCAGUGCGAAACAUGGCGUAAUCUAUUUCUCGAUGGGUUCUAAUCUACGUAGCAAAUAUUUACCCAUGGAGACACGACAGGCGAUACUCGAUACAUUCCGCGGUUUAAAGCAACGUGUUCUGUGGAAAUUUGAGGAUCCCAAAAUGGAAGGUAAACCAGAUAAUGUGUAUAUUAGUGAAUGGUUCCCGCAAGAUGAUAUAUUGGCGCAUCCCAAUGUGCUAUUCUUCAUCACACAUGGCGGUCUACUCAGUACCACCGAAUCCAUUUAUCAUGGCAAACCUUUCAUCGGCAUACCGAUUUUCGGCGACCAGUUUUUGAAUAUGAAUCGUGCUGCCUCUGGAGGUUAUGGCAUACGUUUGGAUUAUACAAACCUUACAAAGCAGAGCUUUAGUGCGGCCAUUGAACGCAUGCUAACCGAUGGAAGCUAUGCCAAGCGGGUGGCGGAUAUGUCAACGCGUUAUCGCGAUCAGCCCAUGAAUCCGCUGGAUUUAGCUGUCUACUGGGUGGAAUAUGUGGUGCGACAUAAAGGUGCUAAGCACUUGCAUUGUGCUGGGCAGGAUUUGAAUUUCAUACAAUAUCACAGUAUAGAUACCAUACUGAUCAUGUCUGGUGGGCUGGCAGUAGUGGUGCUGGUGCUGUUGUUGCUGAUACGGGUCGUGUGGGGUUGGCUGCAGUUUGCGCUUGCGCGUAAGGAUAUCAAACAAAAGAAGCAGUAAAAUUAAUUUAGUAGUAAAUAAGAGAUUUUAGCUGUUAUAGUUGCUUAGUCAAUAAAAAUGAAUGCUUUGGUAAAUUA